Messenger RNA from Varanus komodoensis (Komodo dragon), 2424 nucleotides. RefSeq names its product poly(ADP-ribose) polymerase family member 9 (gene PARP9). Gene Ontology annotation, biological process: positive regulation of type II interferon-mediated signaling pathway; negative regulation of gene expression. Gene Ontology annotation, cellular component: nucleus; cytoplasm. The record is from RefSeq and is a predicted model, not a curated record. NCBI's taxonomy places the organism in Eukaryota, Metazoa, Chordata, Lepidosauria, Squamata, Varanidae. Gene Ontology annotation, molecular function: transcription corepressor activity; ubiquitin-like protein ligase binding; NAD+ poly-ADP-ribosyltransferase activity. The coding region runs from base 1 to 2424 and encodes 807 amino acids. The transcript is spliced from 10 exons.
AUGGGGAACAUGAUGAAAUUGCUGGCUGCCAGUUCUGAAAGCAUCCAAAAUGACAAUGCAGAAAUCAGUAUGCCCAUAGAUGAGGAAAUGUUAUCCAUCCCCAUCAGUAACAGUGUCUAUGCAAUUCUGAAGAGAAGAGAAAACUACCUAUGCAGUUUGCUUCAGAAGAAGUUUGGCUGCAUCACUGUCCUUAAAAGCAUAAGGAAUCCCACUAAAGUAUAUAGGAAAACCCUGAAGGAAGGAAUUGAAGUUUCAGUCUGGAUAGAUGAUCUUCCAAGACAUGAAGCUGAUGCAUUGGUGAAUGCAGCCAAUGAUUAUCUCCAUCAUUUUGGGGGCCUUGCAUUUGCCCUUUUGAAAGCUGGAGGACCAGAAAUUGAAGAGCAGUGCAAGCAGUUCAUUGAAAAGAAUGGACCACUCAUUGCUGGCCAAAUAGCCAUCACUAGUGGAGGAAGACUCCCUUGUAAGCAAGUCAUCCAUGCAGUUGGUCCAAGAUGGUCUGAAGAUCAGCAGGAAGAAUGUUGUCUGAGACUUGAAACAGCCAUUAUCAAUAUCCUGAAAUAUGUAAAUGCUCCAGAAAACAAUAUCAAGUCUGUGGCCAUUCCCGCUUUGAGCUCUGGAACCUUCAACUUCCCACAGGAUUUGUGUGCUCAAGUGAUUGUGCGAACAAUAAAGAAUUUUAUCCAGCUAGCUCCAUUAUUUGGCUACUUGCAAGAAAUCCACCUUGUGAGCAUUGACGAGACUACUGUUGAAGUCAUGAGAAGAGCUUGUGAAGAGUUGCUUGGCAGUGAUGAGGAUACGCCUCUAAGAGGGACCACAGAGUCCAUCACAGUCCAUGAUCUCUGCCUACAGAUUAAAAAAGGGAAUAUAGAAACACAUCAAGCUGCCAUUAUUGUUAACUCUGUGAUUGUGCAAGAUGACCUUUCCCAAGGAACUGUUUCAAGAGCAAUUCUGGAAAAAGCAGGUCCAGCUAUGCAGAAGCAAUUUGUCUUUGAGUUACAGAAACUUCUACCAGACAGACCCAAACUUGUCUGCACGAAUGGGUACAAUAUUGACUGCAACUUUGUGCUCCACGUGAUAUGGCCAUCCUACUGUGAAGGACAUGCACAGGAAGCACUAAAAUCAGCUGUUUCUAAAGGUCUUUUCAAGACUCAGGAGCAGCAGUUUUCAUCCAUUUCUUUUCCACCCCUUGGGAUUGAAGAUCUACACUUGCCAAAAGAUGAAGCAGCAGGGAUCAUGGUGGAAGAAGUCAUAUGCUUUGCAGAGGCGCAUCCUGGGAAGAAGCUGGAUGUAUACAUUGUGAUUCCUCCAGAUGACAAUGAUGUCUAUGAAGCUUUCUGCACCAAGGUGACAACAGUCAAAACCAAACUAGAAGAAAAGAUGGACUGUAGCAAUAUGGAUGGAAUGGAGCUACUGACAGACAUGCAAACCAAUGCAGCCUGUGAAAGAAAUGGACCAUUUGUGGAACUUAUUGGACACAGUCGUGAAACUCUGGAGGAAGCAGAGUUGUGGCUGAAGAACAUCAUACAAGUUGAGGAGACUCAUCGAAUUGUUAUAAGAAAUUAUAACAUUCUAAACAUUGGCAGUGGUCAGCCUGUUGAGCUGUCUCAUCUCCAGCAACAUUUUGGCAUAACCAUACAGGAGAAAUUGACUGGAGAGGGGGCAGCCCUAGAGAUUGAAGGUCCUCCUCGAGCUGUGAUUGAUGCAGCAUUUGCAAUCGAAUUCAUGUUACAGACUUCAGCCAAGCCAGAACCCCUGAGGUCCGAUGGAUCUUUGGGAAAGUAUUCUCAUCAGCAAGGGCAUCUGGAGAUGGAAAGAAAAUACUGCUACCAAGUCACUCCUAUAGAGUCAUAUCUUCAAGAAUUCAAGCACAAAGAAAAACAACUUGAAAAAGCCGGCCUCUGUGUUCUCAAGAUCGAGAAAAUAUGUAAUCCUCUUUUAGAAUCUGCCUUCCAAAGGUUUAAAAGAAAAAUUGAAGGAAAAAAUACUGGAAUGCCAGUAUGCCAUAGGCUAUACCAUCAUGUCCCAGCUCAGUAUUGCAGUCUGGUGUGCAAAACUGGAUUUCAGAAAACCUACUCCUCUUCACAGGACCAGAAAUAUGGAGCUGGUAUCUACUUUAACAAGAAUCCCAGGAACCUUAUAGGAGAUACCAGGGAAAAAUGUGAAAUGGACCACUUGAUCUGUGUGUUUGAGGCAGAGGUUGUAACAGGCUCAUAUACAAGGGGCAAUCGAAGCUAUGUAGCACCACCAUUAAUUAAUGCAAGCAGCAUGAAACUCUAUGACAGUGUUGUUGAUGAUAUUCACAACCCUGAAAUCUUUGUCAUUUUUAAUAGGGAACAAGCUCUACCAUUGUAUUUAUUGACUUGUUCCCUGCUUUGGAAUACAGCACCAGAGACCAGUUUGGGACCAUCAGCCCAGAAUCUAUGA